CAUGCAUGAUACGGAGUAAUGUCACUUCUUAUGCUGCAUGCAUUAGAUUUUAGUCCAAAAAGACGAUGGGAAAAGUGUUGAUUUCAUGCACCAUGUUUCAUUUUUUUUUUUCUCCAUUAAUUUAUAAAUACUUCAUACAUUUCAAAAUCUACUUACAAAACAUAAUACCACAAAACAAUUUACCAAAAAAAAAACACUUUACCAAUGGAGGGUUUAGAGGCACCAACUUGGGCAGCCUAUGCAGUUGCAUGGCUAGUAGUUCUAGCCAUAGUACUCCUUACUAACCACAUUACCCGUCAAAAACUUAACCUACCACCAGGCCCGAAACCAUGGCCCGUCAUCGGGAACUUCAAUCUUAUAGGGCCCCUUCCCCAUUAUUCCCUCCAUGAGCUUUCUAAGAAAUAUGGCCAUAUAAUGAUGCUCCAAUUUGGGUCAGUCCCGGUGUUAGUAGGAUCAUCGGCGGAAAUGGCGAAAAAUAUCCUAAAGAAACAUGAUGAAGCCUUUGCUGGGAGGCCUCAAAAUGCUGCAGGAAAGUACACAGCGUAUAACUACUCCGAUAUAACAUGGUCUCAAUAUGAUCCAUACUGGCGCCAAGCACGAAAAAUAUGCUCGAUGGAGCUUUUUAGUGUAAAGAGGCUCGAUUCGUACGAGUACAUACGUGUAGAAGAGAUUAAAUCCAUGAUAAGAGGCAUAUUUAACACUAAGGGUGAGUCCAUAGUGUUAAAAGAUCACCUCUUUGCUAUGAACUUACAUGUGAUUACUAGGAUGGUGUUUGGGAAAAAAUACUUGGAAAAAAGUAAUGAAGAGACUAGUAAGGUAACAACACUAAAAGAAUUUAAAUUAAUGCUUGAAGAAUUGCUCUUGCUAAAUGGGGUGCUUAAUAUUGGGGAUUGGAUCCCCUUGUUUAAGUACAUUGAUGUGUAUGGUUAUGUGAAAAGGAUGAAGAUUUCGGCUAAGAAAAGUGAUAGAUUUUUGGAGUAUGUUUUGGAUGAACACAAUGCAAGAAGGAAGAAAGAAAAGGAAAAUUGGGAGCCUAAAGAUAUGGUAGAUGUAUUGUUACAACUUGCUGAUGAUCCUAAUAAUGAAGUUAAGCUUGAAAGAGCUGGGGUCAAGGCAUUUUGCUUGGAUUUAAUUGCUGGAGGUGCAGAAAGUUCAACGGUAAUAGUAGAGUGGGCAAUUGCUGAACUCAUAAGAAGACCUGACAUUGUUAAAAAGGCAAUUGAAGAGAUGAACCACAUAAUUGGGAAGGAAAGAUGGGUUCAAGAAAAAGACAUACAAAACUUACCUUAUAUUCGCGCAAUAGUAAAAGAAACAAUGAGGCUGCACCCAGUAGGGCCUUUGCUCGUGCCUCACUCGGCAAGAGAACAAGUUAAAAUUGAAGGCUAUGAUAUACCUAAGAGCUCCGUUGUGCUUGUAAAUACUUUCUCAAUACAUAGAGACCCUAAGGUGUAUGAAAGGGCUGACGAGUUUUGGCCUGAUAGAUUUAUUGGAAAUGAUAUCGAUGUCAAAGGUCAUAAUUUCGAGUUGUUGCCUUUUGGAUCGGGAAGAAGGAUGUGCCCUGGAUAUAGUCUUGGCCUUAAAGUUGUUGAGUCGAGUUUGGCUAAUAUUCUUCAUGGUUUUGCAUGGAAAUUGCCUGAUGACAUGAAGCCUCAAGAUUUGGAUAUGCAACAGAUUUAUGGUCUCUCAAAUCCUAAGAAGAUUCCACUUAGUGUUUAUGCUGAGCCUCGACUAUCUAACCAUAUUUACCAUUUGUGAAAUUUUAAGUUUUCUAUUGAACCUAAAGAAUCUAAACUUAAUCUUUCAAGUUGGGUUUUGGGUUACUAGGCUAGGGCCUUUUGUAAUUUCCUUGUUUUAAUAAUUAAUCGAGUGUGUAAACUACUGGUCAUGAUAAAAUAAGUAAACACUACCUAUG
This is a messenger RNA of Chenopodium quinoa (quinoa), 1912 nucleotides long. Its product is annotated as cytochrome P450 71A1-like. The record is from RefSeq and is a predicted model, not a curated record. Gene Ontology annotation, molecular function: heme binding; monooxygenase activity; iron ion binding. NCBI's taxonomy places the organism in Eukaryota, Viridiplantae, Streptophyta, Magnoliopsida, Caryophyllales, Amaranthaceae. The transcript has 2 exons. The coding region runs from base 205 to 1755 and encodes 516 amino acids.